Molecule: messenger RNA, 6991 nt
Organism: Octopus sinensis (East Asian common octopus)
Lineage: Eukaryota; Metazoa; Mollusca; Cephalopoda; Octopoda; Octopodidae
Product: adenosine kinase
Exons: 3
Coding region: 353-1672 (439 amino acids)
Biological process (GO): purine ribonucleoside salvage; translation
Cellular component (GO): nucleus; mitochondrion; cytosol
Molecular function (GO): structural constituent of ribosome; RNA binding; adenosine kinase activity
Source: RefSeq, a predicted model, not a curated record
CCAAAUUCAUACUCAAUCAACAACAACAAAAAAGAUCAUGUCUGUUCUGAAGCAAAAUGCCAACAAAAACAUAGUGACAAGAAAAGCUUUAUUGACUAAAUCUAACAACGAUUCUAGAGGUAAAUUGGCGAGACAAAAGCAAAAUCGCGGUGAUACAAAUUAGUAUAUAAUCAUAGAGUUCGUCUAUAUUUCGUUUCAUUUGUGUCGCCAAUCUCUGAUUUGUAGCAACUAACUGUAGUUUGUAUUGGAGAUAAUGAUUGUCUCACAUGGAUAAUGUAUGUAUGAAUAUACGAGGGACCAUGCUUUAAUGUUAUUUCUCGUAAAAUCCUUUACAGAUUAGACAACCUUUAAAAUGCGGUUAACAAGAUCAUUAUUGGGUUAUUUUAAGAGGUAUGUGGAUCAUGAAAUAGCAACGACGAAGGGAAAGACUGUUUACAAGAAUGUUUAUGGAUGGAAGCGUGUUCAAUUUGAUUAUAAGCCAUGGGUUUAUGGUGAAGACCGACCAUGGACAGAUGCUGCCAAACAUAUGAACUUAACAAAAAAUGCAAAGGCAACGAAACUUCGAAGUACCUUAGUUGAACCCAUUAAAGAUUGGUUAAUAUUUCGCGGAGACAGGAAGAAUUUCUCCACCAAAAUGGCUGACACUGUAUCCGAAGGAAUUCUCCUUGGGCUUGGAAAUCCUCUUCUUGACAUUACUGUUGUUUGCCCAGACAACGCAUUACUCGAUAAAUAUGGUUUACUAGCUAACAAUGCUAUCAUAGCUGCAGAAGUUCACCAUCCUCUCUAUGAGGAGAUGGUGAAAAAUUACAAACCGGAAUAUUUACCUGGAGGUGCCACCCUUAAUAGUGUGCGUGUAGCACAGUGGCUUCUGCAGAAACCAAAUGCUACCACAUUUUUUGGUGGUGUAGGCCAGGAUAAAUAUGCUGAGAUUUUGAAAAAGAAGUCUAUUGAUGUUGGUGUGAACGUGCGCUAUCAAGUCCACAGUGAUGUUCAAACUGGUGUUUGUGGGGCAAUAAUAACUGGAGAAGACCGAUCACUCGUGACAGAAUUGGGGGCUGCCCAACACUUCUGCGUUGAUUUCUUGAAAAAACCUGAGAACUGGAAGUUAGUAGAAGCUGCUCAGUGUUAUUAUGCUGGCGGGUUUAUUCUCCCUGUUAGUAAAGAAUCAGUUCUUGCCCUAGCACAUCAUAGUACUGAGAAUAAAAAGACUAUGGUUAUAAACUUGCAUGCGACUUUCCUCUGCGGUAUGUUUGCUGACCCCAAAAUAAAUAUCUUACCUUACAUAGAUAUUCUUUUUGGUAACAGUGACGAAGCUGCUGAAUUUUGUUCUAUAAUGGGAUUCCCAAAUAAGGACUUGAAGCAAAUGGCGCUCCAGGUGGCAGCAUUGCCAAAAGUUAAUUCAGAAAGAGAGCGCAUUGUUGUUUUCACCCAGGGCAGGGACCCCACUAUAGUAGCACAAGGAGGAAAAGUAUCUGAAUAUCCAGUGGAAACUGUAGACCAUGAUCUUAUUAAAGAUACAAAUGGUUGUGGGGAUUCUUUUGUUGGUGGGUUCUUGUCCCAAUGGGUUCUUGGCCGCUCAGUACAGGAUUGUGUCAGGUGUGGUUUUUAUGCUGCCAAAGUUGUCAUUCAGCACUAUGGUUGCCAGUAUCCAGCUAAACCAAAUUUUGUUUAAACAUCCUCCUUCUUAUGAGAUUAUUGCUUUUUUGAGAUGGUCAGAAGCCCUCAGAGGCUUCUUUUUUAAAUUACUUAACAAUUAAGGAUAAAAUUCAAAGAAGUGACUUUUUGUUUGUAUUUAUGGAACUAUAAUGGAUAACUCGAUUUUUCCCUAUUUGUCUAAUUUUUGAGCAAAGCAUUAAAAGUUUCUCAUGCUUAUUUACUAAUUAUAAUGAUAUGGCAUGUCAAAUACCUCACAUACAUAUUGCUUUUGAUUUUAUAUAAUUAUAAGCAUCUUAAAUGUUUCUUAAAAUUAUAUGACUCUAAAAGACUUGAUAUGUGGUUAGCAUGAAAGUAAUAAAAUAGCGUCAUUUCUGUUGAAAUUUUUUUCUUUUUCUUGGACAGUUGGUUGACAAAAGAGAAAAUAGGGAUUUAAAAAAAUUUCAUCUGUGUUCCAUACUUUAGAUUUUCAAGUGUGUGAUUUAUCAUUUGUAAGAAUAUACAUUUUCAAUUUAUAUAUAAAUGACUGUUGUUUCAUUGAAUUUGUGUUUAUUGAAAUUCCAUCACAGCUGUGUAAGUUAGAGAUUAUGCACAUUCUCAUGUUCCUGUUCAUGUGUUGAAAUUUCUUUUUCCUUCCACUUAGAAAUUCCAUUUUAAAUUGAUUCUCAAUAUAUAUAUAUAUUUUUUUAAUUUCUCAAUUGUGGUACUUAAAUUCUUAUGGGUCCUUUAGAUGGAGAAAUUCUUAAAUGUAACUUUAGUAACUAUAUAUAUAUAUAAUUAGUAAUUUUCUAUAAAUGACAUCUGUUUUCAAUUUAUUUCUGCCUUGUGCAGUAGUUUAUAUUUGGUUACAGCAUUUGCAGAGAUAAUUAUGAAUUAUGAUAAUGAACUGCCCCCGGGUUGUUUAUAUUUCACUUGUUUGUUAAUUUAUUUUUUUCAUUGCUAGAUAUGUAAAAUUUUAGAAAUUCAGAUUGCAUAUAAUUUAGGAAGUUAGUUUUACUUCUCAUUUUUAUUUCUUGAAAGAAUUUAUAGUAUCAAUUCCUUAAAAGUUUUCCUAUUUGUGAUAGAUAAUAGAUAUCAGAAGGCCAAUGUUUGGCCAGGAUGUGGUGUACAUAGUCUAUUGAAUCAAUUCCAAUAGUGACUCUUAUAUAUUAUCAAUCUUUCAAAAUUUUGGUGGCAAUGUUAACCCUGACAGCAUUUGAACCUAGAACAUUGAAGUACCAUAGUGCACACAUAUAUCGACUGUUUCCCAUCAUUCUUACUUUCAUUUGAACCUAGAACAUUGCAAUGCUCUAUAUAUUGAAGUAUAUAUAUAUACACAUGUAUUGGUUGUCUCUCAUCGCACUCUUACAUUCAUUUCAUUCAUCAAAUAUAGAAAUCCUUUUUUUUCUAUAAAAUAGUUGUUUACAACUGCUAAUUUCCAGUAUUAUUUGUUAUUGAUUAGAAAUUUUAAUUUAUUUUGAGCUUUCAUUCUUUCAUAUUGAUGUUGUUUGAGAUUUUCCUUGGUUGUUUUUCUCUCUCAUCGUUCUGGUUGUAAUCAGUAUAAAUGUAAUGUAUGUGUUAUGUAUGAUAGAACACAUUCCGAAUUCAGUAGCACUAUAAAAUUGUGGAAUGCAAUCAAAUAAGAUAAAUACAUCUUGUAUUAUUAAAAGUUGGAUAUUCUUCUUGAAUGUGAAUGGGAGAAUAACUUUUUUUUUCCCUCUCUGUAAACUAAUCUUGUAGUUUAUAUACAGCUAGUUUCAAUAAAGUUGCUGGUUAGUACCUUUGUGGUUUUGAAAUCUAUUACAACCUCUUUAUGCUGUGCUAAAGAUGCAAUGGGGUAGUUAAUAGAAUUUUCUUACUAAGCUGCUAACUUCCUGUAAAUGUUGCAACAAAACAUAAGAAAUAUAGAAGAGGAAAUCAUUUUUCUCAAGUGUCUCCUCCUCUGCUCUCAUUUCAUGCCUUCAUCUCAUUAAUAUUUAUGUAAUCAACAACUACGAUGUUGUCAUGGCCAUCAAACCAGCUCUCCCUUAUUGUAAAAUAUUAAUCUAUUUUAAAUGGAUAUGAUCUGUUUGUGUGUGAGUGUGUGUGUAUAAAUAUUUUUGUUUCUUUUUAUGAAACUUCUUUCUGAAUAAAUCACGAACUAACUUUGUGUAUGUGUGAGAUACAUCAUUUGUGAGCUACACUGCUGCAAUGAAAUUGGUUAGCUGGAAUUUGCUGCAUAAAAGCCAUUUCCUGAUUUUGAGGUUACCUGUAUUUUGGAUAUUGGUGUUGAUUCUAAACGUUAAGGUUGAUAUUAGUAUUUGGGUCCUAUGAUUUUGUAGUAAGCUCAUUCACUGCCAGAACAGAGAGCCAGGAGUAAUGUGAUGUUGCUGAUUAUUUCUUCUUGGCAAAUAAGCCUAGAUUGCAUAAAAUCUUCAUCUUGUCUGUAUACAGAAUACAUGCUGUUUCCAUUGUCAUUUUUGACUUACUGCUAAAUGAAGUCUCAUCAAGCCAUUGCCAUAUUUUCUUCUUUAGUUGUAGGCCUACUUGUCCAUGCUGGCCUAUUACAAGGUGGUCAAAGUAGUCCAGUGGUCAGAUGAUUCACCUUCAUCAUUAGCAUUUUGGAAAAAUUUGUACUCUGAGUACAGAGAUCCAGACCAAAUACCUCACCAUAUUCUAUGUGAUUUUCUGCUAAUUCACCUCUUGCUGCAGCAAGUAAUUGUAAUGGAGCCACUUUUUAUAUGAAAUUCACCCAUGAAAGUUGUAUUAGAAAAUCCUAUGUUAAUACAGUUACAUCUUAGUGAAGUUAAAGAUGUUUUUUUGCAAAAAUCAAGCAGUCUUAGACUCAAUUUUUGUAUGAUAUAUUAAAUAACACACACACUAAAAUUUAGUAUAUAUUCUUUGUACAUUUUUCCUGAUAUUAUUGUCUUUUGUUUAUCAUAUGCUUCAAUUGAUUGUAUAUAUAUGAUGGAUUUACUGAUAGGUUACACUAGGGGCAAGUUGUUCUAAAAAACACUUGCAGCAAAUUUAGUUAUGAGAUAAAAUUUAGAAGACAGAGCAACAAGAACAAGAUGUAAAGUUUGAAAAUCAUAUUUCUGAAGCUGCAUUCCACUGUAAGACUUUAAAGUAUUCUAAUGAUCCAUGCACACAAAAGAUGAGAAGAAUGGGCAAUUUACAAGGUUUUAUCUUUAUCCUUGUACAUAAUUAAAUAAAAAAUUUCACACACACACACACACAAAACCCUAUGGAAUGUCCAGAAUCCAAGCUCAAUAUCAACAUGCACUGUUUAGAAAAGCAUUUUUAGCUUUUUAUUUAAUUUUUUUUUUUUUUGUGCAUACUUAAAAAAAUAACAUGAUAAAAACUAAAUGAUGGUACAUCCCGGUGAUUACAGUUGUACAUUUUUAUAUUUAGUUUUAUUAUCAAUUAUUCAUAUAAUGGUAUUUUUAUGAACCAACUCGUAAACUUUGAUAUAGCAUAUGUAUCUUUCAUGUCUGUUAGUAAAUUCUAAUCUAAUUCAUUGAUAUUUAUACUAUUUCAUCCUUCUUCCAGCUUUAUGUGUAUGAUAUGGCUCUUGUAACUUCCUGUUUGGAAUAUUAACAUAGGGAAAAUAUCUUUCACUCCUUUUGUCAACAUUUUCUAAACUGAGUAUGCUAUUUGUGUGAUUUUUCAUGUGUUAGUCAUCAACUGAUUGAUGUUGUAUAGGGUUUGAAGUAACACUCCAGUCCAACACAGAUCGAGGUUAUCAUUUUCUUCAAUUUGUCUUCUACAGUUGUAUAACCUUAUUACACUCUUCCCACUACGAUAUACCUUCAUGCUUUUGUAAAAGCUUUUCUUUCAAUUUGGAGAAUGCUGUUAUUCUUAGAGAAAAAUAAUGUAUUUUCAAUUCAGUGAUGAUAAUACCCUGCGAAAAGGUUUGACUGUUGUGAAUAUAAUAAGAUCUGGGCUUGACUGUCAAUUUGGUUAAUGUGGUAAAGUUAUUUAUACAGCCUUCAACAGAUAUUUGAAAUAUCUUUCAAUUACUUAAACCUUUUACUGUUGUUGAAUUUAAGUGAAAAAGAAAAUAGCUAACUAAAUAUCUUUGUUAUUCAAUAUCACAAGUAUUUUUUAUAUAGAUCUAUUAUAGUGGUAUUAACCUGAAAUUAUUUUGUUUUAAAGUUAAACCUGUCAAGUUCUUUUCCAUAUAUCUUUCUGAAGUUUUCUUUUCAACUAGUUUCAUUUUGUUGAUUUUUUUUUUUUUUUUAAUUUUUUUUUUUACAAAUUUUUUGGGAGUAAGUGACUUAGGCUGAUUCCUCUUCUGAGUGGAUUAAAAUGGUAUCAAUAGAAUUAUUCCUUUCCUGCAUUUUAGAAGGGUUUUUAUUCACUUCUUUUGUUUAGUUAUCUUGCAUUCAAAUGGAUCUAAUAUUGUGCCUCAAGUUUUCACAGUUUCUCUUUCAUCUGAAGCAACCUAUUAAGGUGCUAGUUCAAUAAUUAUUGACUUAGAUUUGUUGACUGUUUCAAAUGUUAUUGGUGAUAGGGCUUUGUUUCAACCAUUCAAUACCUCAGUAAGACACUUCGAACUUUGCUGAAAAUACUUACAAGGUCUAUUUUUUAAAUUUAUUCCAUGGCAACAAAUCUAGUCAUGAUUGAUACUUCAAUUACAUCUUUGUUUUUCCCCGUUUUAUAAUUGUAUAUUAUUAUUAUUAUUAUUAUUAUUAUUAUUAUUAUUGAUCUCUUUAGCAUUAAGAAAUUGCCUGAAAUUUUCUUUGAUUACAAGUUGCUUGUAAUAUGCAGUUAUGAAAAUGUAGGAUUCUUUUUACCACAUUUUAAUCACUUCAAUUACACAACUUUAUAUCUAUUAUAAUUUUAUUUCAUGUGUGUCUCUUUUGAAUAAUAACUGAGAUGUAAUAAUAUUUACCAACUCUUCAAUAACUUAAAAAUUUGUUUUUCAAGGGAAAUUUGUUUUACAAUUUUUUAAACAAAUUAUUAUGACUCUAAAGCAUAUUCAGCAAAAAGUCUCUUUGUUAUGAUUCUUUUUAUAAGCUGUUAAAUUGAUUUAUUGGUGCAGUUUUUAACCUAAAUGACUGAACGUGUCAGAACUAUCCUAAGUAGAUUAUCGUUUAACUUAUAAAGUAUUAUUUCUAAUUUAACAAAGUAAUCUGUUUUUACUUUGCAAAAAGCCCUAAAGACACAACUUUGAACCUUGAUAAAUAUUAGUUCAAUAAAUUUCAUCUGUUGGAAAUGUCCAUUUAUAAAUUAGAUAUUUUCUCUGAUGAUUUGAAAAACUUACUAUUAAAACAGCAUUAGAGAAUACUAAUUAUUUGAAAAAAAUUAAGUCUUUUUUCUUUCCAAAGAAGGAAGCAAAAAAACAAAGCAAAAACAAAACCUGAAAUGAAUAGAUGUC